UGCGGUUGGUUAUGUUAUCGUUUCACCUCCAUUAUUUUGAAUUUGGCGCUGCAAUGUAAUGCGCUACCCCGCUUCAGCACUGUUCAUUGCUCGGGCUUGUGUCCGGAAGUCAUAUCCCACAAUGCCACUGUCAUAUAUCACGCAUGCGUACCGGGUCUCCAAAUGUAUCUGAGAGAAGACGAUGAGCUCGAAAAUUCCUAGAAAAGCUUUGGCCAUUCAGGCGCGGAAGAAGCGCUCAAAAGCUAAACCGCGUUUUAAAAACGACGACAAGUCAAAGAGAGCCUCGUCUGAUCCCUCCCAGAAAUGUGAGACAUAUGGGGAGGAAGAAGAAGAGGAGGAGAUCCUGGGAUCUGAUGAUGAUGAACAGGAAGACCCUCAUGACUAUGUCAAAGGUGGCUACCACCCUGUCAAGAUUGGAGACAUGUUCAACAGCCGGUACCAUGUUGUCAGGAAACUUGGAUGGGGACAUUUUUCAACAGUCUGGCUCAGCUGGGAUAUGCAACAGAAGAGGUUUGUGGCCCUGAAGGUCGUCAAAAGUGCUCAGCAUUAUACAGAGACAGCCCUGGAUGAAAUUAAGUUAUUAAAAUGUGUUCGCAACAGUGACGAGAAUGAUCCCUACAGAAAGAAGACAGUACAGUUAUUGGAUGAUUUUAAGAUAACAGGGGUGAAUGGGACACAUGUAUGUAUGGUGUUUGAGGUGUUGGGCUAUAACUUGUUGAAGCUUAUCAUUCGAUCCAGCUAUCAGGGGAUACCCCUCGCCAAUGUCAGAUGUAUAAUAAAACAGGUGCUGCAAGGGCUGCACUACCUUCAUGCCAAGUGCAAGAUCAUCCACACCGAUAUCAAACCUGAGAACAUUCUCAUGUGUGUCGAUGAAACCCACAUCCGGAAGCUAGCAGCUGAUGCUUUUGAGUGGCAAAAGCUAGGUCUCAAACUACCAGGCUCUGCAGUGAGCACAGCCCCAAAAGAAAAGCCCAUGGAUCCAAGUAAGAUGUCAAAGAACAAAAAGAAGAAGCUGAAAAAGAAGAUGAAGAAACAACAACAGCUGCUGGAGAUGCAGAUGCAACAAAUACAGGAAUUAGAAGCAGCACCGCAGACCCCCGAGAACCAGGAAGAAGGGGGUGCACUGACCAACAGUGAGAGUUCCAACAGCCUUCAGCAGCUGGGUGAGAUGGGGAGUCUGCCCACCCCUAGUGAGAGCACCAGCAGCCUACAGGAAUUAGCAGGAGAUGCUGAGAACAGCAGGGACAGCCCACCGCAAGACAACAACGAACCAAUCGUAGUAGACAACGCCGAUACUGACACCACCACGGACAACAGUGUCAAGACAGAGGAGAACAUGGAGGAACAAGAAAAUAAUAAUGCAGCUGACAUGGACCAGCCAAAGACUACAACAAAUUCCACAGAUGAAGUUGAGAUGAGUUCCGAGUGUCCAGUGAUUGAGACUGUGUCACAGAAUGAUCUCGGCAAAGUUUCGUCCAGUGAGAGCCAGAUCACAGCAAUUGCCAAGCUGAAUGUCACGGAUGACGAGACAAAGGAAAAUUGUCAACCGAUCUGUAACGGCCACGACACUGGAGGAGGAGGAGGCAGCAGUGGAGGAGGGGGGACGCCGGUGGAGAUGGACAUGAAUAAAAAUGUGCAGGAGAACUGCGAGGCGGUGACACCCCCUGUUGAGAACGACAUGGAACACAGUCAGUCCGAGGGGGGGUCUGCUGAGGAUAAACCCCAGGCAGAAGCCCCCUCUGAGGAGGGACCAGACAACAAUUCAAACGAUUUGACCGUUGAAAAAGCCAACAGUGUAGACAGACCUGAUCCAGUCAGGGAGGUCUGUGAUAUACCUGUGAAGAUAGCUGAUUUGGGAAAUGCAUGCUGGACGUAUCACCACUUCACUGAGGACAUCCAGACCAGGCAGUACCGCUGUCUUGAGGUGUUGGUAGGGGCAGGCUACGGCACACCUGCUGAUAUAUGGAGUACAGCAUGUAUGGCGUUUGAGCUUGCAACUGGUGAUUAUUUAUUCGAGCCCCACUCUGGAGAAGGAUACACCCGAGAUGAGGACCACCUGGCCCAUGUCAUAGAGCUCCUCGGUCCCAUUCCCAGGCAUAUAGCACUGUCAGGAAAAUACUCCAGGGAGUAUUUCAAUAGGAGAGGCGAGCUGAGACAUAUAACCAAGUUGAAGCCAUGGCAGUUGUUUGAUGUGUUAACAGAGAAAUAUGAAUGGGACCCACAAGAAGCACAUGAAUUUGCAGAUUUUCUCCUUCCAAUGUUAGAAUUUGACCCGGACCAACGUGCUACUGCUGAGGAUUCUUUAACUCACCCGUGGCUCCACUCCUGACCUGGAGUCCCCUCCCUGAUCCCCCUCCCUCCCUCCCUCCCCAUCAGUAACUGGGUCUUCACCUGACUGCCACAUGACCAGGCAAGGAAGCUACGAUCUUGUUUAGCUGUGUUUGUGCAGACUAUCUAGCAUGUAACCAUCACUUGCUGUCUCUCACCACGCCUGUGUACUGACUGACGUAUGUACAACACCAUCACUAGUGAUACCGUGCAUUGCUGUACUGCGUCAUUCACCCCUCGUAUAGUGCCUGUUUGUUUGAAACGACUCUGCGAAAGGCUGUUUGGAAUUCCUUCCAGAACCCACAAGAAAUAAGAGGGCUUUUUCAAAGGGUUAUGAUGCAUAUUACUUUUGCAUAUUGAGAUUGCGCUUGGGAUAUAUCACUAUUUUCAUGGUGCUGCCUAGAUGAAGUAACCACAAGCUUGAAGUUCAUGUGAACAGAGGUUGACAGAGACAAAUAUCAUUUCUUGGAGGACCCUUUGAAAGAGCUGCCUGUUGGUGUUGUUUCUUGGUUAAACAGUGUGGGUUUCUGACUUGAUUUGACUCAUGAUCUGUUCAAACAAACAGGCUGUUGGAAAUAUUAUUGUCAAUGGAAAUCUAUUGUUGCAGAUAGUGGGCUGUUGUAAUCAUAAUAACCUGUCAUCAUCAUAAGUGUCCACGAUGAUAGUUGGAUGUAUCAUCAGAUCAUCAGUAACAGCUUGAACUGCACCCUGCGGGGCCAUCCAUCACCAGUCCGCCUCAUCCUCCUAGUUCUGCCAGCCUCCUUCGUGCUAACCCAGACAUAGGACCUUAGAGAAACUGGCUGCCACACUGGUUUCAUGUUUGUUACUUGUUCGCUGUCUUCUCAUGUCCAUAGUGAAGGUUGUGCAUUUCAAGUUUACAGAGACCGUUAAUUGUUGAAUUCAUUGGAUUUAAGAUUGCCUGGAACCCAGAUACAGAUACAUGUGUGGAAACACUUAUCGUGUGUUAUGUUAGAGGCCUUUGCGUUGAAUGAACUGCAUACUCUUCCCACGACACCGAAGCAGCCCUGAUUCAUCCAUUGUCCAUGAUGCUCCUGGCAGACUGACAUAGGAUAGAGUUGCAGCAUUACUGAUCAUGGCCUGUCUGGACUCCUCAUUGAACCAUAUGUAUAUAGUGCUCAUCCUCUACAAUGCAACUCCUGGAAGCAAGCAUUAUGCAUCUAGCCACCCAGGCACCACUUGUGUUAUGCCCAGUGUCCACCUCAAAGCCAAGCUGCAGUAAGCAGCACCGAGAUCUCAUCCUGUAGUAAUAGACCUGUAAAUCAGUGGGAUAUCCGCCCAAUUCACAUUUUGUUUUGUGAUCAGACAAAAACACAUUUCGUACUUGAUAAUCCAUUUCUGCCUAAAGUGAAAUAUUUCGCAGUCAAAUGGAAUUUGGAUGUUCAAGUAUGAAAUAUUCCAUGCUGUCUCAUUUGGUGUCAUUGCCUGAAUUCCGUUGGUUAUUCAGUGAAGCUAUUUUUUUUGUUUGGUGAAGACAUUCAUGGCAUAUUUCUGUUUGAGGUGGACUAGAGGAAGCAUGUAAAUGUUGUACACAGUUAUAGAGACUUGAUACGGAGCACUCUUGUAGUCAUCACUAUGUUAAUAUUAUGACAAACUGUACAUGUAUGCAAGUCUACCUGGUGGUUCAAACAUACCCAUCAUUCAGAGAUGGUUAGUACCAGUCAGUCAUCCCUUGUCAAGCUUGUCUUGCUGUAUUUUGUUGACAAAUUUAUGGAGUAAAACAAUCCUGACUUGUGAAAUAUGCGAUAUUGUUCACUUGCUACGAAUGAUGUACCAGUGUUUUUGUUUGUCUUGUUUUAAAGAUGUACAUUUGUAUGCUGUGAAACCGUGCUGGUUCGGACCCUGUUAGUCUUGGCACAAUUCCAUCUGGAACCUCCUGUAUAAAAUGUAUGAAAAGGAUAUUUAUCCUUUCUGUGACAUAAGCCACAAGAAACCCAAAGCAGGGAAAAUCUAUUUUGGUCAGCUAACAAAAAUCAUAUAUUAUGCCAGUAUGUUAAUGAAAAAAUCUGCAAAGAUAAGUUUGGGCAAUGAGACAAAAAUGUUCUUGUCACAGUCUGUUACCUCUGAACAAGGAUUUUGUUCAUCCUUAACUUUUGUUAAUGCAGACAAAGGGAACUGUAGUGUCUGGAUCAACGGUUUCACUGCAGAGCCGAAACAGCUACAUUGCACUGUCUUGAAGUUCCUGAUAAUCCACUUGUCAGAAAUAUUUACUACUGUCUGGUUCUGUCUUUAGAUCUGUUCAUUAAGUCUUUGGUUUGCUAUUGCUGAAAGCCUAGUAUCCAGAACACUUGUUCUCAGUUCACAGCCGUGAUUCAGGCAUGCAAUAUAAUGAUUUUCACGUACCGGUAGCAGCGUUGACCUGAUUUCUGAUAUGUAGAGUCUAGUUUACCCUCAAUGAAUCUCUGCAUACAGCUUAUGAGAAUUAUUUGUCUCUAGCAAGUUGAACAUAUUUUAUGUAUUUCAAUGAUCAAUGUAAGAGUUUAGGUCUUGAACAGAAACAGGUUUUUUUGUACAUUUUUGCACCAAGUUACUGUUCAUUAUAAUAAGGUAGUUUAGUAGGGACUGAAAUUCAUUUCUUCACUUUUGCAGAAAGACUGAAUGUCCACAUGUCCACAUUUGGAAGGUUUUGUCCCAGGGGGUGUAAAAACUCAGGGGAUACAUGAUAAACAUUUCACGAUAUAAUAUUGGGGUUGGGUUACGACAAAUGUCAUACAUUUCAUUAUAUCAUGUAGGGGUUGGUUUACAACACAUGAUGUUAUCCAAUGUUUUUUCUUUCCAUCAACAUGAUCAAUGGACUGUGUGACUCUCAGCUUAAGACAAUAUUAUUAUCCAAACUGACAUGUUUUUAUGUCAAUCUUGAAUAGUCCAUUUCAGUUUCUUUUCUGAAAUGUAAUGUGUAAGUAUUGUGGACUGAUCAGCUAUUGAAGGACUCUCUUUAAGCAGUAAAAAUAUUGUUGGUACUGUGAUACUGCCUGUGCAAAUAAGAUGUCUCAUAUUGUGAGACGUCGUGAUAUGAACCUGUUUCACGGUUACACCAUUAACUUUAGAAGAUACACAGUUGAUGCUUUAGGCUAGGGCUUCUUUGCAUUGUAUAGUUCGACAGAGCUGAAGAGUUAUCUGAAAACCAAAGACCAUUUCUUUUUUGAGAUGCCUGUUCAGCAUUCGUUUGAAGCUGUGCUAUUGAUUUUGUGAUAAGACAGAAAUAAUUACAACUAUUUUUUAAAUACAAAUCUACACUUCCAAUAAUUUACUGCGUCAUAUAAUUGGCUUGCAUUCAUGGAAUUUGAUGUUGAUUUCAAUUUUAUGAAAUUGUGUAUGUAUGAUUAAGCUAGGCUUUUCCUACUACCGGGUUUUUGUUAUAUCUUCCCAGAUACACCUGAGCUCUAGCUAUGUCACGAACAUUUAGAAUGUGUGAGUUAAACCCCUGAGAAUUGGUCCACAUUUCUGAGAAACAAUUCUGUGGCAAGUGCCGUAAAAACACUUGUGGCGAGUGCCGUGAAACAAUUCUGUGGCGAGUGCCGUGAAACAAUUCUGUGGCAAGUACCAUAAAAACAAUAGUGGCGAGUGGCAUGAGCCAGUUCUGUAGUGAGUGCUGUUGAACUUCAGUCCCCUCAUGGCUUUGGCACAGACUUCUAGAAAAAGCAUAUUUUUUCCUAUGAACAAACUAAUAACCUAAAUGUGAUAUUUAUCCGACAACUGUUUUUAUACUCUAUGUGGCAUUCCAUCAACUAAUAUGACAUCACUAUUCAAGAUUAACUUACAAGCAUACAUAUUCACUGGAUCAUAGGGGACAACAAUAUCCAGGAGUUAAGUCAUUCCAUGAUUACAGAUUUGGAGAGGAGUCUUUUAUAAAGCAGUGACCAAUUAUUUUUUAUCUGAAAUUGUAGAGAGAUGUUUUGGUUGAUUAUAUGAACCCUCUAUUCCUAGUCUUUGUUUGGGGGUUUACAGCUGGUUUAUUCACAGGGUAGCCUCAUGUAGUAGGGUAGCCUGAUGCUUGGUGACCUCGCUCGUCGUCGCAGCAGAACCACUUGAUCAGGGUACAAUUGUGAAACCUGACAUUACAGUUUUUCGUGUCCUCCGCUGAUACUGCUAAAAUCCUCAUUUGGUUUGUCACAGUUGCUGCCCUGUGACCAGUGGAAAUCUGGAAGUACUAGUUGUUACGGAAACCACCAGCUUGUAUUUGAAAGGAGCUGUGAACUACUUAUAUUAACACACGGUCUCUGUCCCUGACUCUCAUAUGUUUUUCCUUUUAAAUGUUCAUGUUCAUAUUGUUUCAAAGUCUCAUGUUAUUGAAAUAGAUUAUAUGUGUCUCUGAAAACUAAACAAAUUGUAAACAUUCUGAUUUGACAUAAUGGUACCUAGCAAAUAGGUAUUUGGGAACCUUGACUUGCAAGUAUUAGGGAAGCAGUUUUUAGUUAUAUUUGUUCAAAUAGGCUGUAUGUCUAUGUAAAUGUCUUUAGACACUCUUUCAAGAAUUCAACUACAUCAGAUUGUGCCCUUUCUGUUAAUUCUGUUUAUCAAAGAUAUGUUUCUCCCUGGUCUAAUUAAGUGUUAUUUCUUCGUAGAUGAUCAUUCUUAAGCCUUUCGUUCAGUGAUCAAUGAGUCUGCUACUGGAUUUGAUGCUAACACAGUUAUGGAAAGUCACUUUGAGAUGUAGUCCCUCACACUGCUCACUGUACAGCCAUUGGCAUCUGCUACCUCAAGGUUCUAGUUUGCAGUGGUAGAUCAGUGCUGCAUCUCAAGGACAAAAACACUUAAACUCCAAAGUCCUGUAUGGCAAACCAUACCUUAUUUCUUCUGAUCUCACGAUGCCUGUGCAGGGCCAUGUUGACCCACAAUGCACCAUUCGGUAGUUAGUAAAAAUGAGUUAACUGUACUUAGACUGGUAAUGUACACAUCUAUUGGAGAGAAUUAUAAGUCAAAUAAAAUAGACAAAUCUGCUUCAUUGGGUCUUUAUUUAUUUAAGAUUUUUAUAUUUGAUUACCGGUACACUAUUUUAGAAUGCUAAGGGUUUUUUGUUUAUUGUUUCAUGUAGUAUUAGCACACAGUUUUGCAAACAUAUGUUUGGAACAUUUAGUCUUCAGUGUUGGGGAUGCUAACUAAGAUGCUCAUUGAUUAAUGUAUAUGUAGGGUCAGUAUGGUGAACAGCCUCAGAGGCAGGUCCAGGAUUUUGUGAAAGGGAAGGUGCACGCAAUACCCAUGUCACAAAAUUAUUGGGUGUCUGAAAAAAGGCAUACGCACCCCCUCUCUGAAUCUGUAAGUGAUUGUUCAGUUAUGUGUGAAAGCUGUGAUGUAUAUUGAACGUUGAAAACCCUAAGGCCCUGAACAUGCAUGCUUGUUUGUUUCCACAGCUCUUGUAAAGGAAAACAUUACAUUACAAUCGGAAGUUGUUUGGUCUGAUCUGAAGUUGUCUGGUCUGAUCUGAGUGAAAAUGAAACAUUUUUAAAUUUGUUUGUAUAUAGAGGAUUCAAGUAAUAGCGUUUUGAUAAAUAAGAGUCUAAUUAUUCAUAAGAUGGUAUUAUUUAUAGCAAGAGCGGCCUUAAGAAAUAAGUGCAGAAUUGUCAUCAGCAUGACAGUUGAGCUGUUUCUAACAUGCUUUCAUAGACAGUUGCCAGUUUACCAAGAAAUACAAGCAUCAGAACGAAGUGUGUGUGCCUAGAUAUUUCAGUGCUGUCAAAACUUUAUUUGGGACAGUCAUUAGGAGAUCAAAGGAACACUUUAUGAUACAGGUUAUUUCUUUAUAAUGUUCUCUAACAAUAUCUUAGUACUCAGUUGACAAGAAUCACUCCUGGUAUAGUCCUUAAAUGCAAUAACUAAAGUAUGCAGAUUUUACACUUGACAAUUUUUAAAGAUCAAUAAGACUUCUCUGUCAUCCUCAGCUGUCCUGAGAAUGGAGUUCCUGUGUUGGCACUACUAGACAUGCUGAAUAGUGCAAGGCUGCAUCUGUGUACAUAGCUACUGUUUGCCUUGUAUAGGAUGUGAAGUGGAACACUAUUAGGCGGUACUUUUAAGAAAGAAUUGGUUUACGGAUUCAGAUGACUGACAAAAAUUUUAAAAAUCUGUCCCGGAAAGCAGUUAUUUAUUCGGCUGCAUACAAACUUACAUAACUUUAGAACAACAAAACAGAAAUCUGAAACGUCAUCAUACCAAUCGUUAUUUUUCAAACAACAAUCCGUAAACCAAGAAAUUAUAAGUCUGGCCUAACUGCUGUCGAUUUCUUUAUUUAUGAAAAAAACUCCUGUUUACCAGCUCUCAAUGUGAUUUUGAGUAAUGACAUGACUGCUCAACAGCUUUCCUGAUACCCGUACUCCCGGGGUAUGGUUUCAGGCAUUGACACACAUCUUGCAGAGUUUGGUGCGUUGGUGAACACGGUUAGUUGAUGUUCACUUGUUGACGUGUACAUAGCAGGCACAAACGACACUAAAUAUGGUCCUGAGUCCCGUUUCACAAACCGAUCUUAGUGCUAAGACCAUCGGAACUCCGCAACUGUAACACUGACUUGCAGUAGCGCAAAGAUUGUUUUGUGGAACAGGACCUGAUCCACACCUGUGCUGGGGAUAUCGGCCUUAUGCAACAUUUCAUUUUCAUUGACAUCCAUUAGCAAGCUAAAUGGACUCGUCCCUUGUAUUGUUGUUUCUGUUCAGUUCACACCUAAUGGAACUUUUUAUGACCAGUUUGAGAUGUAUAUUUCAGGAAAGAAUAGCUCGACUGAGCUUGGAUGUUAAAAGUGCUUGUUACCAUGGUUACAAUAUCAUUUGUGAUUUAGUUUGCCUUUGCUGUUUGCAUGCUCUAUGUAUACAAUUGUAAAAAGGACUACCACAAGCCCAAACUGUUCAAAUAAAAAGGGCUUGCAUUUU
Messenger RNA from Haliotis rufescens (red abalone), 9203 nucleotides. Its product is annotated as SRSF protein kinase 3-like. The record is from RefSeq and is a predicted model, not a curated record. NCBI's taxonomy places the organism in Eukaryota, Metazoa, Mollusca, Gastropoda, Lepetellida, Haliotidae. Bases 182 to 2329 code for a protein of 715 amino acids. The transcript is spliced from 15 exons. Gene Ontology annotation, biological process: regulation of mRNA processing; spliceosomal complex assembly; protein phosphorylation. Gene Ontology annotation, molecular function: ATP binding; protein kinase activity.